GAGGGGUAGCCAUGUUGGCAUCAGUGAGACAGAGACAGGGGAGAGGAGUAGCCAUGUUGGCAUCUUACAGGUGGUUGGCACCAGUGAGACAAACUCUCACCACGUUGACCCUGAGGUCUCCACCGGCCAAUCAGACACUCCCCAAGGAGAGGACCAGCCACUGAACACUCUGACUGAGACUCUCAUACACCUAGCCCCCACUCACACUGACCACCAAACACCAACGCACUACACACCUUUCACUGAAUCAGAGACCGAGAGACCGGAGGACAAGGAGGAAGAGGAGGAGGAGAUGGAGCAAGAGGAAGAGGAAGAAAACCACUCAGAUACUGAGCCCCAAGCGAAAGAAGAGACAGGCCCCAUUCAGCCAGAGGAACCUGUGUUAAAAUCCUGUUCCAUGGACAAGCCAUCCACUGAAACUAACCACAGAGAGGCAGAACUACAACGGACCCCAGGAGUGAUGUUUCACGACCCUCCACCUCCCUCGCCCCAGUUAACCCAGUCCCCAGCCCAGUUAACCCAGUCCCCAGCCCAGUUAACCCAGUCCCCAGCCCAGUUAACCCAGUCCCCAGCCCAGUUAAGCCAGUCCCCAGCCCAGUUAACCCAGUCCCCAGCCCAGUUAACCCAGUCCCCAGCCCAGUUAACCCAGUCCCCAGCCCAGUUAACCCAGUCCCCAGCCCAGUUAACCCAGUCCCCAGCCCAGUUAACCCAGUCCCCAGCCCAGUUAAGCCAGUCCCCAGCCCAGUUAACCCAGUCCCCAGCCCAGUUAAGCCAGUCCCCAGCCCAGUUAACCCAGUCCCCAGCCCAGUUAACCCAGUCCCCAGCCCAGUUAACCCAGUCCCCAGCCCAGUUAACCCAGUCCCCAGCCCAGUUAACCCAGUCCCCAGCCCAGUUAACCCAGUCCCCAGCCCAGUUAACCCAGUCCCCAGCCCAGUUAACCCAGUCCCCAGCCCAGUUAACCCAGUCCCCAGCCCAGUUAACCCAGUCACCAGCCCAGUUAACCCAGUCCCCAUCCCAGUUAACCCAGUCCCCAGCCCAGUUAACCCAGUCCCCAGCCCAGUUAACCCAGUCCAGCCAGUGCUCCCAGUCUUCAGUCUUUCCUAAGUCCCAGACACUGACAGAGGCCCACAACAUCAAUGCUGCUGUCCUCAGUUCUGGGGUGCUCUGUCUGCCUGGAACAAGAGAUAGGGGAGGUCGAGCCCUGGUGACCGUGACCACGAGGAACACCGGCUGGUUGAACCCCAGCUGUGACUGUGGAGAACUGGUCAGAAUCCUGGUCUACUACUACACAAUGCUCAGGAAGGAGGUGCGUUCCCUAGGGUUGACAGUCCUGGUGGACUCCCGGCGGUGCUCCCCUGUCCCCGCUCUGUUCAACGCCUUCAACAUACUUCAGGAUGCUUUGCCCGGCUGUAUCUACACUGUCCUCUUACUGGCUGAUAGAGACCUGGUUCUACGCCUGGAGAAACCCUCUGCCGUACAGGUGGAGUUGUUGACCUCUCUGAAGUCUCUCUAUAAGCAUGUGGAGGUGUCUCAGCUGCCUACUGAGUUUGACGGAUCCUUCCCCUUUUCACACAGCGCCUGGGUCUGCUUCAGAACGAGAGUGGAACAGCUAACCAGUCACUGUGAGGACGCUGUCAACCUUCUGCAGAGUACCAUCACUGUUCUGGAGUCUACUGUCCUGCCAGCUACCGCUGAGGAGGCCCAGGUGUUACUUGCCAGGUACAGGGGUGUGAUGUGUACCGUCCUGGAGGACAGCCGAUUGGCUAGAUUACAGCUGGAGGGCGGAGCCAUCCUGUCCCGCCUCCGUAAAGAGGAAACCAGUGUCAGCCUCAGCAUCGACUACAGAGAUGCCGUAGAGGUUGUGGCUGGUCUGUAUGAUCAGGUGGAUGAGCUGGUUCACAAGCUGGUGAUGCUGUCCAACCAACGCACUCAGGAACUGGACUUUAUCAUGGAGUUCAAGAGUCUGGAGCAGGGAUUCAAGGAGGUGAGGGACUGGAUUGAGGAGGUUGGAGAGAGGCGUCUGGGGACCCUCAGAGAGCUGGAUGAUUCUCUGGAGCAGCUGCACAGGAGACAGACCCUCUUCAGAGACUUCUACACUGCUGCCUACAGGGUAGAAGACACCAAGACCAACAUCGACAAGACCGUUCGUCCUCACGAGUUGAGUUCUUCUAUAGGACAAGCUCUGUCGAGGUCAAAGUUCGAUCCUUCUGGGUCCACCUGCACGACUUUCCAGAGGGUCACCAACAUCGACUCUCUCGAGUUCUUCGACAAGGGUCUCCCAGAGUCUACCAACCAGGGUCUCCCAGAGUCUACCAACCAGGGUCUCCCAGAGUCUACCAACCAGGGUCUCCCAGUCUACCAACCAGGGUCUACCAACCAGGGUCUCCCAGAGUCAACCAACCAGGGUCUCCCAGUCUACCAACCAGGGUCUACCAGAGUCUACCAAUCAGGGUCUCCCAGAGUCUACCAAUCAGGGUCUCCCAGAGUCUACCAAUCAGGGUCUCCGGAGUCUACCAACCAGGGUCUCCGGAGUCUACCAACCAGGGUCUCCGGAGUCUACCAACCAGGGUCUCCCAGGGUCUACCAACCAGGGUCUCCCAGGGUCUACCAACCAGGGUCUCACAGGGUCUAUCAACCAGGGUCUCCCAGAGUCUACCAACCAGGGUCUCCCAGAGGUCUCCCAGAGUCUACCAACCAGGGUCUCCCAGAGUCUACCAACCAGGGUCUCCCAGUCAACCAACCAGGGUCUCCCAGUAUCUACCAACCAGGUUCUCCCAGAGUCUAUCAACCAGGGUCUCCCAGUCUACCAACCAGGGUCUCCCAGUCUACCAACCAGGGUCUCCCAGAGUCUACCAACCAGGGUCUCCCAGAGUCUACCAACCAGGGUCUCCCAGUCAACCAACCAGGGUCUCCCAGUGUCUACCAACCAGGGUCUCCCAGUAUCUACCAACCAGGGUCUCCCAGAGUUUACCAACCAGGGUCUCCCAGGGUCUACCAACCAGGGUCUCCCAGGGUCUGGGCCUGUUAA
Oncorhynchus masou masou (cherry salmon) is the source of this 3028-nucleotide messenger RNA. RefSeq lists its product as uncharacterized. Bases 293 to 3028 code for a protein of 911 amino acids. The transcript is spliced from 14 exons. NCBI's taxonomy places the organism in Eukaryota, Metazoa, Chordata, Actinopteri, Salmoniformes, Salmonidae. The record is from RefSeq and is a predicted model, not a curated record.